UGCAGCCGCCUAUCAACAUGUCCAGCGGGCUUAGUGUGAAAAAGAAAGAAAAUGCCAAACGUCUUUCACCAGAAAAAUGUCCGAGAAUACACCUUUGCCAAUCCCUGAAAGAGCAAUUUAUGGUUUUGUGCUGUAUUUAGGUACUUACUUAGGGUUCGCUUUGUACCUUGUGUGGGCAUUUGUACGCGAAGAGUGGCUUCAAAGUAUCGGUAUUACAUACCUUCCACAGCGGUACUGGCUUGUAGCUGGACCUGUGUAUUUGCUGGUUGCUUUUUUGAUUGUGGUGUGGUUCUAUUUUGCUCAUUAUCUGAAAUCUACCCCAUCACUGGACUCAAUAAAUACUAUAGCAGAUGAGCACUCUAGAUUUCUUGUGGAUCAAGAAAUGACAGACUCCAGUAUGCCUCCACUUGCUGACAUACCAAUAUACCAAGUCAACAAAAAAUUGUAUUUAUUGGAUAAUUAUUGAAACAGUCUGCAGUUGAGCAACAGACCCUAGUCAUAGGCAACAUCAACCUUUUAAGGAGAGGCAACCCUACUUGGCAAGGGUAACACACACAAUGCCAAAUGUCAGGCAGCUCUACUUGGCAAGGGUAACAUAAGCCUGUUAAGGAGGGCAACCCUAUACUUGGCAAGGGUAGCAUAGGCCUUUUAAAGAGAGGCAACACUACUUGGCAAGGGUAGCCUGUUACUCCUAUUUCUGCCAUAAGUACAUCAACUGGAGACAACAGAAAUCUAAUAAACAAAGAUGUGUUUAA
Nematostella vectensis (starlet sea anemone) is the source of this 755-nucleotide messenger RNA. Its product is annotated as phosphatidylinositol N-acetylglucosaminyltransferase subunit P. Lineage: Eukaryota; Metazoa; Cnidaria; Anthozoa; Actiniaria; Edwardsiidae. Gene Ontology annotation, molecular function: phosphatidylinositol N-acetylglucosaminyltransferase activity. The transcript is spliced from 4 exons. Gene Ontology annotation, biological process: GPI anchor biosynthetic process. The record is from RefSeq and is a predicted model, not a curated record. Bases 77 to 466 code for a protein of 129 amino acids.